Messenger RNA from Effrenium voratum, 1809 nucleotides. NCBI's taxonomy places the organism in Eukaryota, Dinophyceae, Suessiales, Symbiodiniaceae. The record is from the annotation of a GenBank genome assembly.
AUGCUUUGUGACAGCCCGUGCGCACAGCAGCUUGGCAAAAAAUGUGCUCAGGACGACACUGGUGGGGUCAGAUCUGGCUUCCUUCCUCCGGAUUUCAAGCUGCCCACGCUGUUUUCUGACUUGGCGCAAGGCUUUUCGGGACGGUUCUGCGCCGACCUGCCGGCCUGCGAGCGGCUGAGGAAGGUCCGCGCCGAGGUGGAGCUGCAGGGGGCAGAUGUACAGAACCCGGUGCAACCUCCCACUAGCAGGAUCGCCCUGGGCCUGCGCAGAGACUUGGACCAUGCGGAGGCGCAGGAGCUGGCCCAGCUCCGCCGCAGCUGGUCGGACGAGCAGCCGCAGCGUGCCGGGGGCCCCGGCCGCUUCGCUCGCUCGCGGGGCCUCGGGGCCUUGGGGCCGGGGGAAGGUCUGCUUCGCGAAACCGGGGACCUGGAACGCAGCCUGGCGCGGCGGCCUAGCCGCAGCCGCGGGUGCAGAUGCGCUUUCCAGGCUCAGCGGGAGCGGUCCCUGGGCGAGCGCCUGUCGCACUGUGAGAAGCGAGGAGAAGAUCUCCGCGCCUUCCAGGCGCCGCUCGAAGCUUUGAGCCAGGGCUCCUUUCCAGCGGCUUCCAUGAGGAAGCAGCUCCGAUCCGCCUUGAGCCGUGAGACAAAUGUCCUGGAGGUGCUGCGGGAGACGAAAGCCAAGCUGACGCUGCGGAAUUACAACGAUGCACUCUUGGAGUGUGCCAAGGCCAGUGUCUGGCAAACCACCUGCGAGAUCUUGUGGUCCAUGCCGGAGCUUGCUGUGCGCCCGGAUAUUUCGAGCUUCAACUCCUCCAUCAGAUCUUGCAAGCAAGGCCAACAGUGGCAGUCCGCCCUGCUCCUCUUUGAGUGCAUGCCACAUCACAGCAUCUCGCCGGAUAUAAUCAGCUUCAACACCACCAUCAGUUCACUCGAGAAGGGUGGGCAACACAAGCGUGCUCAGAGCUUCUUCGGCAACAUGAUGCAGGAGGCAGUCACCCCGGACGUCAUCAGCUUCAAUUCCACCAUCAGCACCUGCAAGCAUCGCCGACAGUGGCAGCUCGCACUACAACUCUUCGAGUCCAUGCCAAAGCACGAAGUGCUUCCAGACCUCAUCAGCUUCAACACCACCAUUGACUGCUGCGGCCAGUGGCAAACUGCCCAGCGCCUGCUGGGCACAAUGGCCUCCUCGAAGGUUUCGCCCAGUGACAGCACCUGGGCCGCCGCCAUCAGCUGCUGCGAGCGCCAGGCCCAGUGGCAGCUCGCCCUGCGUUGGCUGCCCUUCGCGGACCGCCCCGACGCCGCCGCCGAGGGCGGCCGCAGCGCCGCGAACGGCGCCCUGGCCUCGGCGAUGCGCGGCUGCGCCAAGGCGCGGCAGUGGCAGGCGCUGACGAAGCUUCUGGAGGGCCUCAAGGCCUUGAAGGCGCCGGAGGCUUCGAAGCUCUCGGAAUUAUUCAACGCCGGCAUCGGGCAUUGUGAGAAAGGGAGCCAGUGGCAAUUGGCUUUGGACCUGCUGGAAGCCAUGCCAGCGGCGCGCGCGGUGCCAGACGUGUUGAGUUUCUUGGGCACCAUCCGCGCGUGUGAGAAGCGAGGCGUGUGGCGGACGGCCUUGGGCUUGCUGAAGGCCAUGGACACUGCGGAGGUUUCGCCGGACGCACGGACCUUCAAUGCCGCCAUCGCCUGCUGCGAGCCCCGAGGUCACUGGCAGCUAGCGUCGCAUCUGCUGGAGGCCAUGACCGAAUCGCAGCUGCAGCCCAAUGCCACCACCCGCACCUUGAUGCGCGGCUUCGGAAGUGUGGAAUUUUGCUUUUGA